AUGGAUCAUAUACCUUCAUUGCCUAGAUCCUUCAACGGCAACACCGAAUUGUUGAUCUUCGUGGAUCUAUUCUCGGGAUAUGUGAUCGCCAAAGCCAGCGCCUCUAGAUCCGCACAGACAAUCGCGGAGACCUACGAGGAGUGUGUCUUCCGCCGGUUUGCGAGGCACGAUCGGGAGCCAGGCUUUAUGUCUGACUUCUUUAAGUCGUUCAACAAGAUCCUGGGACAACGUCAACGGGCUACUACGGCGUAUCGACCCCAAGCCAAUGGAUCCGCAGAGCGUAUGGUCCAGACAACUACCAGGGCUCUUAAGAUAUAUGUGGAGGAUUUAGAUCAACGAGAUUGGGGCGAGUAUGCUGAGCGGCUCACAUUCGCGACCAACACUGCAAGAGACCGGAUCCGAGGUGAAACCCCUUUCUACCUGAUACAUGGUUGGGAUCCUAGAUCUACUCUGGAGGCGGUGAUCCCGGUGGGGAGUACUCGCAGGCACGAUCGAGAUCCGAGAAGGUGGCGAUAUAGAAUGCAAAAGUACUACCGACAAGCUCGAGAACAAGUGAAUCAGCGUUUACGCGAAGCAAUCGCGGAUCGAGCCGACACCCAUAAUGAUCUGGUACAUCCACACCUUGUGGAGGCUGGAUCAAGAGUCUGGUUGUACUUAGAUCGAGUACGCGAAGGAUAUGCGAAGAAACUGGCGCACCUAUGGCAUGGGCCAUUUCGUGUCGCUGAGAAGAUCGGAGAAUAUGCAGUGAGGUUGGAGAUUGCAGGAUCCACAUACAGCAUUUUCCCGGUGGUGCAUGUCUCGAAGAUCAAACUGGUCAAGAUAUUUCCAGAUCGACCAGUAGCUCGCCUAGAGGAGCCGGAUAGAGAUCGGGUGGAUUUCGAUGAAGCUCUCCUACCGGAAGAUAGUUGGAUCCAGGAUCGGGGUCCAGAUGAAUACGAAGUGGAUCGAAUUUCCGAUAUGAGGACUGGCAAGAGGACUAGAUAUGGACGGAUCUAUCGAGAAUUUUUGGUACAUUGGCGCGGAUAUGAAGAUCCGACUUGGGUGGAUGAAGCAGAUCUCAAUUGCGGCGCUCUUCUUUAUGAGUUCCUGCGAGAUCGCACGAAUCGCAACCGGUUUGGAGUGAUGCAAUCUCAUGAAGAGUCUUAA
Phytophthora megakarya is the source of this 1146-nucleotide messenger RNA. NCBI's taxonomy places the organism in Eukaryota, Oomycota, Peronosporomycetes, Peronosporales, Peronosporaceae. The record is from the annotation of a GenBank genome assembly.